AUGGCAAGAUCCUUGUUGCUCCCGCUAACGCUAGUUUUCCUCUUAACCGGGUUGGUCUCAGCUCGUGACUGGAACAUCCUAAACCAGCUCAAAGGCAUCAACCCAACCACAACCACCACGAAGACUAGCCAAAACGGCCUCGUAUCGUCGAAAAGUCCUAACCUAAACGGAUACUGCGAGAGCUGGAGAGUCAACGUGGAGCUUAACAACAUUAGAGACUUCAAGGUGGUGCCACAGGAAUGUGUCUGGUUUGUACAAAAGUACAUGACCUCAUCUCAGUACGAGGAUGACGUGGAGAGAGCCGUUGAUGAAGCUAUCCUCUACCUCGGAAAAACUUGUUGCGAAAAGAAGAAAUGUGAUGGUAUGGAUGCUUGGAUCUUUGACAUUGAUGACACACUUCUCUCCACCAUUCCUUACCACAAAGACAACGGCUGCUUCGGUGGGGAGCAACUUAACACGACCAAGUUCGAGGAAUGGCAAAGUUGGGGAAAGGCACCAGCGGUUCCAAACAUGGUGAAGUUGUUCCAUGAGAUUAGAGAGAGAGGUUUCAAGAUCUUUUUGGUCUCUUCUCGUAAAGAGUAUCUCAGAUCCGCCACCGUCGAAAACCUUAUCGAAGCCGGUUACCACGGCUGGUCUAACCUCCUCCUCAGGAGUGAAGAAGAUGAGAAGAAGAGUGUGAGCAAAUACAAAGCAGAUUUGAGGACAUGGCUUACAAGUCUUGGUUACAGAGUUUGGGGAGUGAUGGGUGCACAAUGGAACAGCUUCUCUGGUUGUCCAGUUCCCAAGAGAACCUUCAAGCUCCCUAACUCCAUCUACUAUGUCGCCUGA
This is a messenger RNA of Arabis nemorensis, 828 nucleotides long. The record is from the annotation of a GenBank genome assembly. NCBI's taxonomy places the organism in Eukaryota, Viridiplantae, Streptophyta, Magnoliopsida, Brassicales, Brassicaceae.